UUGCCAGAGAAUCGCAGCUGCAUCAGUUCAAGAACAUUUUAUUGUGCGGGUCCAGUCAGGACAGAUACGUUCCCAUGCACUCUGCGAGAAUCGAACUGUGCAAGGCUGCAGCCAAGGAUGGCACAGUUAUGGGCGCAGCAAUGCGAGAAAUGGUGACUGGAAUCCUGCAGCCCAUCAUAGCCAAGCCGGACGUGACACUCGUGCGAUACGAUGUGCAUCACGCAUUGCCGGCUACUGCGAACGCGCUCAUUGGUCGAGCUGCGCACAUUGCGGUGCUUGACUCGGAGCUUUUUAUAGAGAAGUUUCUUAUCGUUUCUGCGUGGAAGUAUUUCGAAUAGCGGAGUUGUUUCGUUUUUGCACGGCGUGAAGUGGUCACGACUUGAAAACCCGAGAGCUUUCAAUCAUUGAGAUAUUUGUUGUUUUCCUCGACCAUUCCCGCGUUGGAUGGUGGCUUUUGAGUGGGGGAAACUAUGAACGCAAAGCGGGACUCGUUUGUUACUUGCGCGUGACGUUUGAAUAUGCCUACGAAUCUCUGCACUGUUGUUCUGCGGAGUACCAUUUACCUUGAAGGAAUUACCUCAGAUUACCAAUUGCAACAAAUGGACAAUACGAUUUACUGGUAGAAUUCUGUUAUGAGAACCAUUUUCAGUGCAAGAGAAAUUAAUGUUUUGAAGUUCUCGCAGAAGUUGGUUCGCGGAUGAAGCUAAGCUGAAGAGUAAAAUAUUAGUAGAACAAACCGAAAUUGUCCGACGUUCCAACUUUUUAGACUGAAGUAUUUUUUCCUGUACAUGCACGUAUUGCUCCAAAUAAUUUAAUUCUACAACCGCAAAAUAAGUGAAAGUCGAAAUGAGCUACUUGUUCAUGCUGGAAACGGACGGAAAAAGGGUUCCGACUUCUUGUCUGAGCACGUAGUUGUUGGACUGGGGAAAGUGCUGGAAGAGGUGAUAUGGCACAAUUUAGCUAGGCAACGAGUCCCCCAUCAGAAAAUCUUCGUUGUGAAAAUUCGAGUCAUUGUUGUCUUGAAAAUCCCAAUUCAAAGAAAUUUUCAGUGCUGCAGUGCAGAUUGUUCUCAAAGUUGGUGCAAGUUUGUCAUACCGGGA
This is a messenger RNA of Notodromas monacha, 1100 nucleotides long. The record is from the annotation of a GenBank genome assembly. Lineage: Eukaryota; Metazoa; Arthropoda; Ostracoda; Podocopida; Cyprididae.